UCUAUACCCCAUGGUUGGUUUGGUGAAAAGGACCAUUAUAAGAAUACGAAUUUAAAAAAGGAAAAAAAAAAGAAAAGAAAAACCCUUGUUGAGCGAGUCCACCACCAUUUCCCUUCUCUUGUGGCCUCUCUCUCUCUCUCCCUCUCCCUCUCCUCUACCGAUACUCUAUAUCUUCUCUUUUUGUGAAUUUUGGGUUAGGGUAGGAUCUUUUACUAGCAGGAGAGAGGAGGAGAAUGUCAGGGGGUUCAGAGCAGAGCUUGAGGAAGUAUCUUGGGGCCAUUAAGGACACGACUACAGUUAGUUUGGCGAAAGUGAACAGCGAUUACAAGGAAUUGGAUAUUGCGAUUGUGAAGGCCACGAACCAUGCUGAGCGCCCCGCCAAGGAGAAGUACAUAAAAGCCAUAUUUCAAGCUAUUUCAGCUGCAAGACCCAGGGCAGAUGUGGCUUACUGCAUUCAUGCUCUUGCUAGACGCCUUGCAAAAACACAUAAUUGGGCGGUUGCACUAAAAACGCUAAUUGUCAUUCAUCGGGCUCUGAGGGAAGUCGAUCCCACUUUCCGUGAAGAACUGAUUAACUAUGGAAAAAGUAGACAUCAUAUGCUCAACUUGGCACAUUUUAAGGAUGAUUCAAGUGCAAACGCAUGGGAUUAUUCUGCAUGGGUACGCUGCUACGCUUUAUUUUUGGAGGAGAGGCUUGAAUGUUUUCGCGUGCUUAAAUAUGAUGUUGAAUCGGAUCCUCCGAGAACUCGGGAUCUUGACACCAUCGACUUGCUUGAACAGCUGCCAGCUUUACAGCAGCUUCUGUUUCGCUUGCUUGGUUGUCAGCCACAAGGGGCAGCAUCAUAUAAUAUAAUAAUUCAACAUGCACUCUCAAUGGUUGCUCUGGAGAGUGUUAGGAUCUAUACUGCCAUCAGUGAUGGUACGAUCAACUUGGUCGACAAGUUUUUUGAGAUGCAAAGGAAUGAUGCUGUUCGGGCACUUGAUAUAUAUAGAAGAGCAAAUCAACAGGCAGAGAGACUUUCCGAGUUCUACGAAGUAUGCAAAGGAGUUCAUAUUGGACGUGGAGAAAAGUUCUUGAAAAUUGAACAGCCCCCAGCAUCAUUUCUCACAACUAUGGAAGAGUAUGUAAGAGACGCUCCCCGAUCUUCGACAGUCCGCAAAAAUCAGGCUACAGAUGACAAAAAUGCUGCUCCCAAAGCUGUAUUAGCAAUUGAAUACAAGAAAACGACCGAAGAGCAAGAAGCAGCUCCACCUCCUCCUCCACCACCGCCUCCUCCGGCUCCUGAGCCAGUUAUAGAAGAAGCACCUGUAGCCAAGGAAGCAGAUUUGCUGGAUUUGAAAGAUGGUGUCCCCGAUACAUCUGAACUAGACAACAAGAAUGCCUUGGCACUUGCCAUUGUUCCGCUCGAUGCUGCAUCUUCUACUGCCCCUGCUGCUUUUAGCUCAGAAAAUGGUACUACCGGCUGGGAAUUGGCCCUCGUCACUGCCCCGAGCUCAAAUGAAAGUGCAGUCGCGACAAGUAAAUUGGCCGGCGGGCUCGACAAGCUCACACUCGACAGCCUAUACGACGACGCGCACAGACGAGUGAGCGAGAGCGCGAGCUACAACCCGUGGGAGAUGCAGCCGAUGGGCCGGUCUAUGAUGCAGCAUGGUGGAAUCCAAGACCCGUUCUACGCCUCUAACGCAGUAAGCGCCCCUCCUUCGGUUCAGAUGGAAGCAAUGGCGCAGCAACAGCAGGCCUUCAUUCUGCAGCAGCAGAUGAUGAUGAUGGGCCAGGCCCAUCAACAACCCUACCAGGCGCAUGCGAACCCCUUCGGUAACCCCUACGCCAAUGCCGGGCUUCACCCUUACGGCGCGGGGAUGCCUCUUCAUGCAUCCAACACAUACACUGGACUUAUCUAGAGAGAGAGAGAGAGAGAGAGAGAGAGAGAGAGAGAGAGAGAGAUCGGAGAUCAUUUUACCAAAAAUUAGGAGAUCAUAAGAUAGAUACAUGAUAAGGUGUGGAUUAGUGUUUGUAUUGGGUUGCUAUUGGUGGUGGAUUGGAUUCUUCAGCAGGAUGUAUGAUAUCAAAUGCAUGUGCAGCUUAAAGAGCAUUUGAUAGAAGUGAGAGCGGAAACUUCGGUAUUUGAUUAUUUGUAGAAAUUAGUAACAAUAAAGUGACAGAUUCUUUUUGUGAAUCAUUAAUAUUUGGCUUGUAAUAAUCUUGUAUUCUUUUUUAGAUGAACCUGCAUCAAACUAUACUGCAUCUGGGUUGAGAAAAAGCUGUUAGUGAUAAAACAUUUUAUUCAGUGCUUCAUUUGGCAGCU
Molecule: messenger RNA, 2305 nt
Organism: Ananas comosus (pineapple)
Lineage: Eukaryota; Viridiplantae; Streptophyta; Magnoliopsida; Poales; Bromeliaceae
Product: putative clathrin assembly protein At5g35200
Exons: 16
Coding region: 234-1901 (555 amino acids)
Biological process (GO): vesicle budding from membrane; clathrin-dependent endocytosis; clathrin coat assembly
Cellular component (GO): clathrin-coated vesicle; clathrin-coated pit
Molecular function (GO): 1-phosphatidylinositol binding; clathrin heavy chain binding; phosphatidylinositol-4,5-bisphosphate binding
Source: RefSeq, a predicted model, not a curated record